This is a messenger RNA of Cavia porcellus (domestic guinea pig), 4738 nucleotides long. RefSeq names its product butyrophilin-like protein 1. The coding region runs from base 492 to 2267 and encodes 591 amino acids. Gene Ontology annotation, cellular component: external side of plasma membrane. The record is from RefSeq and is a predicted model, not a curated record. The transcript has 9 exons. Lineage: Eukaryota; Metazoa; Chordata; Mammalia; Rodentia; Caviidae. Gene Ontology annotation, molecular function: signaling receptor binding. Gene Ontology annotation, biological process: T cell receptor signaling pathway; regulation of cytokine production.
UUACUUUCUGAUAAGGGAUCGAUGUCCAGAGGGCAGGGCACACCCUGCCCAUGCUGCUCUGGAAGCUUUCACUUUGGGCGUGAGGAGCGCAGAGUGGCUGCUCUGCUAACAGGAGGGCCCGCUGGGGACGCAGUGUAAGAGUCUCUGCAGAGGCUCUGCCUCCUGUCUGCUUUUCUGGGAUCCACCUGGGUCCCCAGCAUUGGAGCCAGAAGCAGGGGCUGGGGCCCUGAGAACAGCUGGGGACCAGUGCCAACUCCAAGGGUAAGGUGGAGCUUGGUUAGGGCUCAUGAGGCUCUGAAGGCUGCUAACUGCUGUGUUUUGAGAAGUCACAGCCUUCCCAAGCUGGGAGCAAAGAGAAGCAGGGAGCUGACGGCAGCCCUGAGAUCGGCUCUUUCCUCUGAGGCCUCGGGGACCUGGCUUGGAUCUGCCUCCUGCCUCCUCCUGCCUGGUGGUCAGGGCCUUCCCAGGGUGUCUCCCCUGGGGUCUGAGCCAUGGAGGAUUCCUGCAGCUGCUGCCGGCUCUGCCACCUCCUGUCCCUGCUUCUCCUUGUCCAGCUCCCUAACUGGGCAUCCACAGAGGAGUUCCAGGUGCUCGGGCCCCCAGAACCCAUUGUGGCAGUGCUGGGUGGCGAUGCUAUACUGCCCUGCAUCAUGUCCCCAGCCAUGGAUGUGAGAAACAUGGAGCUGAGGUGGUUCCGUACCACGCUCACAGAGUCUGUGUUCGUCUAUCGGAACCAGCAGGAGCAGACAGCGGAGCAGACGGCUGAGUAUGCAGGGCGGACCUCACUGGUGAUGGACCUUCUUGCCCAUGGGGAGGCUGCCCUGAAAAUCCACAAGGUCCAGGUUUCUGACAAUGGGAUGUAUAACUGCUUCUUCAAAAUGGGAAGCUUCUUUGAAGAGGCCAGCUUGGAACUGCGGGUGGCAGGGGUGGGCUCUGCCCCUCAAGUGCACAUCCAGGGCCUGGAAGAGGAUGGCGUCCGUGUGGUAUGCAGGGCCUCGGGGUGGUUCCCAAAGCCCCAGGUUCAGUGGCGAGACCUCAGUGGGAAGAAGAUCUUGGCGUUCUCUGAGGCCCACACGCAAGAUGCUGACCUGCUCUUCAGCGUGGAGGCCACCGUGGUGGUGAGAGAGGCCUCUGUGGGGAAUGUGAGCUGCUCCGUCCUCAACCCCGUCCUGGGCCAGCAGAAGGCCAUGGCCAUUUUCAUCCCAGAGCCCUUCUUCCCACAGGCCUCUCCCUGGAAGCCAGCGUUUGCUGUGAGCCUGACUGUGAUGGGGCUCCUACUCUUUGGGGCUGGCUAUUUUCUAUACAGAGAACAUUCUGUAAAGCUGCGAGCACAGCAGACACAGAAGAAUCUGAGGCUGGCUAAGGAGGAGGAUAGGAGGAUAAAAGAGCAGGCACAGAAGGCAAAGGAUGAGCUCCAGGCAGAGCUGGGUAAGUCCUGCCCCCCUGACCUUACCGUGUCCCUUGGCGGCAGACGUCCUGGUUCCCCCUGUCUACUCAGGAUGUGUUGCUUUUCAGGUCAGAGGAAGGCAGCUUACAAGGCUGCCUGGAGGAAGGCACUGCUGUACCCAGACUGGCGGAAGGAACAGUUCCAGGCUUUGUCUGUCACUCUGGAUCCAGGAUCUGCCCGUGGACACAUCAGCAUCUCUCAUGGAAACACAAGGCUCACCUUCGAGCACCCCGGUGGGGAUGAUCUUUACAGCGUGUUGGGCCAUGAGGGCAUCGCAGCAGGAAGGUGGUGCUGGGAGGUGGAGAUUAUGAGUGGAGAGAAAGGCGAGUGGGCCCUGGGGGUGUGCAAGGAAGAUGCCAACAGGGCAGGCUGGUAUCAAGGGUUGGUGGACAAGGGGUUCUGGGUUGUGAGAUGGGUGGAAACUGGACACUUCACCUACGUUAAAUCCGAUACUGUGGUUCCCUCGGAGCCAUCUAAGGUCUUCUGGAGGGUGGGGGUUUUCCUGGACUACAGUGAAGGGGACGUCUCCUUCUAUGACAUGACUGCGGGGUCCCACAUGUUCUCUUUCCCACAGGCUCCCUUUUCUGGGACUCUCUUUCCAUACUUCAGUGUUAAAUGUGGAACUGUGUCCCUGACCAUCUGCCCCUCUGAGAGUGAUUCUUUGGGGCACCCUGCAGCCCUUCACAACAGUUGUCCUUCUUUGAAGGAGACCCUGAAGUCCUCUGGGGAAGGACUGGGCUCAGGCUCUGAGGAGGGUGAAGUUGCACCAGGGGCAGACUCUCCCUUACUCUCCAGGGACCUGGGGGCUGUGACCCCAUAGAGUCCCUGGUGUCUUUGUGCCCUCUGGCUAUUCCUGGGUCUGUGGGCUCCCUCUUGCAAAAGAUCAUGAAUGAAGCCUGGCUGCCCCAUUAGCUUCCUGCAGUGGGUUCAGACUCCAGGGUGUGUGGUCUAAGAGUCAUCAGUUACUGUUUGUGUGCCCAUAAGGAAGAUAAUAGCGGACUGUUGCUGGAACUGGUUUGGGAUGCUGACCCUAACCACAGUCCUUGUAGAUAGCAGUAGGUAUUAAAAGGUCUCUCAUGGAGUUCUCCAUUGUUUGUAUAGAAAAAGGACUGAGGGCCGGAUUUUUGUGCAAAACCAAGUGGAGCUCACUUUAUUUUUCUUGAGUAAUGCUUGUGGACCAUGAGGCUGAGGGUGGGGCCCAAUCUCCUGCAGAUUUUCUCUAAACCUGAAGCUUUGGUAGCCAUACAUUUCCAGGGACGUGAAUGAGCAAUCAAAGUUUCACAGGAGGGAUAUCUAACACUCAAAUCCUUAUGCUUUUUCUUUUGGGUGAUGCCUAUUUUUCUAAACCUUAGUGUAUUUUUGUUACUAGUGAGAGAGCUGUUCUGUGUUAACCCCAAACAAGUUAUCCUGAGGGUCACGUGGGCAGUAUGGUUGUUUACAUACUGAGCAUCCUGAGUGUUCCCUGGGCAGGAGUCAUUUCAACCAGUUGAUUUUCACAGGGAUACCGUGGUAUAUGUGUUUGUUUUGUAUGAAGUAUGUUUUGCAUACUUUUAAAAAUUUAGAAUGUUUUCACCUUUGAGGUUUCUAGGGAAAUCUAAUCAUUCUGUUUAUUUUCUAAUAUUAAUGCAUGUUUAAUUUGAUUUUUUAAUUUUUUGGUACUUGGGACAGAACUCACAACCUCAUACUUGCUAGGCAGGUGCUUAUGCUGCUGAGCUAUAUCCUGGGCCCUCAUGUUUAAUUUGUGAAAAAUAACUGUUUUGAACAUUUUUGAACAUGGGACAUUGUCUUACUAAAGACGAUUUUGUGUUUUGAGACAGUCUUGCAUGUUCAGGCUAGCUUUGAACUCAUCACAUAUCCUGCCCUGGCCUCAAACUCAUGGCAAUCUCUUGCCUCAGCCUCCUGAGGGUUGGGAUUACAGGUGUGCUCCACAUGCCCAACUACUACAGACAGCUUUUCUUCAUCUCCUGAACUCAGUGAUAUUCUUUUGCAAUACAAAAUGGACACCUUCAGGACACUGAAAUCGAAUAGGAAGAAGUGCAGAAGCAACACUGAAAAGGGAAAUGUCAGCAUAUCAUAAAAGUUGCAGUGAUCUUCCUGCCUCAGCCUACCCAGUUCUGGCAUUACAGGCUUGUGCCACAACUAGCUGCUGCUUUAUUUUGAGACAGGAUAUUGCUAACUUGCCCAGAGAGGACUUGAGCUUUUCAUCCUCUUGCCUCAGCCUCAUGGGAGCUGGGAUUAGAGUUUUUUGUCACAAUGCCUGGCCUACUAAGUUUUUCUUUUUUUCAAGUUUAAUGGCCACAGAAAUGUCCAGAAGGCCCUUCUGUGCUCAAUUUUUGGUGAGGUAAUAAGAAAUAGAGGCUCACAUGAUCAGAAAUGUCAGUGUCCCAAUAGCAGUGUGUUAGGCCAUAAGUGGCAGAAUUCAGAAUGGCUGUCAGUGUGCCAGUGAGCUGCAGGAUCCACAGUAGUUGAAUGCUGAAACUCACUCCAGAGUCAUCAGUGUGAGUUUGUUGGAAAGCUGAAGAUCCUGUGUUGGAGAUUGGAGUCUGCUUCAAGCCUGAAGGACAUGGAGAUGAACAUAUGAUGGCAAAGAUGAAGAUUGCAGCUCCUCUGAAUGUAUUCUUCCUUCUUCUUUCCCUUUUUAUUCCAUCUGAGCUAUUGGUUAAUGCCUCCCACAUCUGGGCUGGGCCCUGCCCCUCAGUUUGCUGGCCUACCUGUCAAUCAUCUAGGGACACACCAGGGAACUCACUAACCUGUUAGGCUGUUCUUUCACAAGUCAACUUGGCAUAUCAUGAUUAAAGAUCACACUGGCCCAAUGAGUAUUUGGUUCCAACUUCCUGAAACAGCUUCUACCACUCUUAAAAUUUCCUGACAAUGGUGAAAGGAGGGCAUUUUGUUAUUCAUAACGUGUGUCUUUCACUUCUUCUCAGUUUAUGUUAAUGAAGUGACUUUUGGAAAGUUCCUAGACAACCCCAGGGUGGGCCAGGUUGUCAGGGGAAAUAACUUUGAGAUUAGAGGACUGUAACUGAGGCCGAAGAUAGGGCUGGAGGUUGUUUAUUAAUUCUCAAGAGUCAAGGAUUUCAUCAAACAUGUCUACAUACUUCCAUAAGCAAAAAUCUGAAAGGACUGGAUUGCAGGAGCUUCUGGGUGGACAAACAGGAAUGCAGCCCUCUGUGGGGACAGACUGUCUGGUUGCGAGCUUUGUCUGAACUUCCUCGAUGUACACUUUCAUCUCGUUAUGCAUUUGUGUCCUUUUCAGUAUCUUUUAUAAUAAACUGGCCAGCAAGCAAUGUA